AAGUAACCGUUUGAAAGGAGCUAUUAUGAGCGUAUUCUGUUGUUGGGAACCGCUUUCUAAGGCCAGUUUCUCAGUUCAAAUAGCGGAAACGAUCUCAAUGCAAGAGGCGUCCCUCUCUAUCAAUCUUCUCCUAUCCAUCCUUUAGUUUGGACAUAGGAGAAGAACCAUGGCUUUCAGUUUCAUCAAAACCUUAUUCCUCUUCGUCUCCUUCUCGGGCCUCCUCCUCCGUGCCCACGCCGCCCGCACACCGCAGGCCCGCGUCUGGACCCUCUGCAAGCCCACCACCAGCCCAGUUGUGUGCUUCACAACCAUACUUCCUCAUGUCAUAACCUUACGAAAAUUCAAUGCCUACACAGCUCUAGAAAUAGAGAUUGAAACCACACGGGAACUCGUCGUAAACACUACGACCCUCGUCAAUAGACUCCUCACCAACCCAACCAAUUCCAAAGAUCUGAACGAUUCCCUCCAAAUAUGCUCCGAACAAUUCGAUAACAUGAUGGACUCCAUUAAGGAUACCAUGACGGUAGUGGAGCAGCGCAACGCCGCCGAGGCUCGCUUCAAGUUCAGCGCGGUGCUCUCGUACCUCUCCUCAUGCACCGACGAGUUCAACAAUUCACCGAUUGUGAAGGAGGGGAAGGACUUGUACAAUCUUGGAGCGAACUGUUUGGACAUCAUGAAAGCCAUCGAAGAUAGAGAGAGCCGUCGCCGCCGAUUACAACCUGUGGGAAGCCCAAAGGUCGGCCCACCACCAGCAGUCCUUACCCCGUGCCAGAAUCAAAUUGGGCCUUGCACUUAGGCCCAAUAUUAUCCCAGUCAAUAAAUGUUUGAACAAUUAUUCUCUUUUCCUGUGGUUUGUAACUGGAUGAUACUUUUAUGUGGGUAGGAAAUGAGAUGUUGUUAUGGGAACAAUAUUAAGGAAAACGAGAAGGAAAUGAAGAAAUUUAUUUGUUUUUUAAA
Molecule: messenger RNA, 957 nt
Organism: Vigna radiata var. radiata (mung bean)
Lineage: Eukaryota; Viridiplantae; Streptophyta; Magnoliopsida; Fabales; Fabaceae
Exons: 1
Coding region: 167-796 (209 amino acids)
Molecular function (GO): enzyme inhibitor activity
Source: RefSeq, a predicted model, not a curated record